This is a messenger RNA of Miscanthus lutarioriparius, 990 nucleotides long. The record is from the annotation of a GenBank genome assembly. Lineage: Eukaryota; Viridiplantae; Streptophyta; Magnoliopsida; Poales; Poaceae.
AUGAGAUCGAGGGUGGCGCUGGAGCCGCUGGCGGAGGAGCCCGGCGGCGGGGAGGAGGAGGCGGCGCGGCGGCGCUCGGGCCUCCACGCGGCGCUGCACCGGUGGGCGCGCCUCCUCUCCGGGGGCGCGGCAGGGGACGACGCCCGACCGGCCGCCGACCUGCGCGGGCUCCUCUCCGUGCUUGCCUGCCCGCUCUCCCCCGUGCCCCUCCUCCCGCGCCUUCCCCGCCACGUGGCGUCGUCGGCGCAGUACAUCAUCGAGCAGUUCAGAGCCACGACGGGGUGCGGGAAGCUCGAGGACGGCGCCGUCAAGAGCAUGUACGCGUCCGGCCGGGUGCGCCUCUCCAUGCUGCAGGAGCCCGGCGGCGGCGGGGGAUCAGGCGUCAUCGGCAGCGGCGGCGGGCGCGGCCACGAGGGGAGCUUCGUGCUGUGGCAGCUCGCGCCCAGCAUGUGGCUCCUCGAGAUGUCCGUGGCCGGGCAGAGCGUCGCCGCGGGCAGCGACGGCCGCGUCGCCUGGCGCCGCACGCCCUGGCUCGGCGCCCACGCCGCGCGCGGCGGCUCCCGCCCGCUCCGACGCGCGCUCCAGGGCCUGGACCCUGUGACGAUCGCGUCCAUCUUCUCGACGGCCGAGCACGCCGGCGAGAAGGAGGUGGACGGCGAGGACUGCUUCGUGCUGCGCCUGGACGUGGGCCCCUCGGUGCUGUCGAGCUGGAGCGACGGCACCGCGGAGACCACCAUCGCGUCGGCCGUGUCGGACUACCGCGCCGUGGACGGCGGCGUGGCCGUCGCGCACGCGGGCACGUCCACGGCGCACCUCGCCCGGUUCGGCGUCGGCGUCCGCGCCGCGCGCGUGGUGGCGCGGAUGGAGGAGUCGUGGACCAUCGACGACGUGGCGUUCAACGUGCCGGGGCUCGGCCCGGACGCCUUCAUACCGCCGGAGGAGGUCAGGAGGAGCCGGUCCUACGGCGCCGCCAUCGGCGGUGGCAAGUGA